UCCGAAAUAGUUCACCAGUGUUAACGCAAAGUUUACACUUUUGUUCCCUCACGUAUGUAGUUUCAAUUGGAGAUAUUUACUUACCAAAAGAAACUGCAUGAAUUGUGCAAAAACGGGCCGAUUUUUUUCCCCCCGCUGUCAAAUUUUCCAGUAUUUACGAUGUGAUGUUGGCUUUAAACCGAUAAGACAUGAACGCAACGCGAAGGUCAACAAAUGUGGCUAACGAUUAGCUAACUGCAGCUUAUCCACUGUUGCUCGUGGAAAGCCGUGGAUGAAUGAUGGCGUCAUUUGGCUGGAAGAGGAAAGUUGGGGAGAAGGUGUCCAAGUCAGCGGUGCAGCAGUUUGAGGCAGAAGCAGAGAAAGCUGUGGAUGAUGGGCCAAGUCAGGACCCCGAGGUGGAUUGGCUGCACGCUAUCAAACGACGGCGGGAGAUCCUGCUGGAGGACUGUGCUGCCAAGAGCAAGAGACUGAAGGAGGAGGGUGCCCUGUUGGCUGAGCAUGGCAGGCACUGGGAGGCCAUCAAGAAGUGGGAUGAGGCCAUUCAGUUGACUCCAGACAACCCACUACUGUAUGAAAUGAAGUCCCAGGUGCUGACCAUUCUUCAGGAAGUCUUUCCAGCUGUGAAGGCAGCAGAGAUGGCAGUGAAGUUCCGGCCAUUGUGGUGGGAGGGCUGGCGGACCUUGGGUCGGGCGCAGCUCAACUUGGGAGAGGUGGACCUAGCUGUGAGGUCAUUCCAGAUUGCCAUCCACCAGUGCCCAUCAGAGCGCACCCUGUGGCAGGAAGACCUUACCUGGGCUUGGAGGUUACAGAAGCAGCAAACGGCAACCAAGGAGAAGAUUCGGCAAGAGGAGGAGACUCAAAAAGAGAUCCUUAAUGCCCCUGAGCUCAAUCAGGACUAUGAUUUUGAGUCUGACGAAGUGCUAGCUGCUUGUGUGGCCGUCGCUGAGCGACAGACACGGUAUGAGGAGCUAAAGAGGACCGCUGUAAUCAUAGAUGCUGAGGGGAAUGUAAAAAAUGUACUCACAGGGGAGGAGGGAUCAGCGGACUCAGCCACACCAUCAAAGGAAGAGUUUGUCAAAGCAAGAGGACUUUGAAGUAGAAUAUAAAUGACUUUCAAGGUUCCGCUUUUGUUUUUUUGUUUGUUUGUUUGUUUUUAGGAAUAAAUGGCUUUAAAUAUAAGCAUUUAAAGCUGUGGCAAAAUAUUCCUGUUAUCAGAGGUAAAGAUGAAAACUAAUUCUUGUGAAUGUUAAUAUGUAAAGAUUAAGAGAGUUGAGUUUUAUUCAUGUAUGUCUGAAUCCCAUUCAUGUAAAUAGUAGUGAAUGUGCAUGUGAUAAUUACGCUGUACCUUAAUGUGGUUUCAGACGGCAGUAAAAACAGCCUGAGGGUCAGAUUUCAAUCUGUGCAGGUCCGUUCAUUAAUUACUGAGGAUUCAUCCUGAUAUUUGUGGAGAUAUAAACUUUUUUGCUUCUAGUUGUGUUUCAAAAUAAUGUGGAUACUUGAAUUGAGAGAUUUUAAAGUAAAGUACAGAGAAAAUUCCCAAGACUUGUGGUUACCUUUUACUCUUGAGGUGUCUGUGAAUAUGAUUGUUUGUGAAAUAGGAUGUGUGUUAAAACAUGAUUUAUGCUCAGCAAAUUGUCAGUGAGUAAAUAAACAAUGAAAAAUUUGUUAUA
Messenger RNA from Oreochromis niloticus (Nile tilapia), 1670 nucleotides. It is a transcript of the gene ttc33, whose product is annotated as tetratricopeptide repeat domain 33. Lineage: Eukaryota; Metazoa; Chordata; Actinopteri; Cichliformes; Cichlidae. The coding region runs from base 276 to 1094 and encodes 272 amino acids. The transcript is spliced from 5 exons. The record is from RefSeq and is a predicted model, not a curated record. Gene Ontology annotation, molecular function: protein binding.